GGUCGCCGGUUCAUCUUUUUCUCUCCGGGCACACCCAUCUCAUGAAAGAGGCAGUGGUUGGUUGUCGAGAGAGCCUAAAUCAUUGAAAGCGAGUUUUAUUGUACCGCUUCAAGGGCAAGUGAAUCAUAAAUACGAAAUUCAGAAAAAAUGGCAUUCCACUCAAUGCUUUCAAUGUUGUUCCCAAAGAUUCUCAGCUUUACUUAAUAAUGAAGAAAAUAUAAAGAAGCAGCCUUACAAGCAAGAAAGAUUAGAGCAUGAUUAUUCAUCCAAACAUGAGGAUGCUUAUAAAGGACCAUUGGGAAAAAUAUAUGCAUUUUACAGAUUUACUCGUCCAUAUGCUGCCAUGGGCACAGGUCUGGCUGUAGCAUCUGCUUCUUGUCUUCCAGUACAAACAAUCUCGGAUUUCUCUCCAACAUUUUUUGGAGGAGUAAUAAAGGCUAUUAUUCCUACAAUAUUGGCUCACAUCUAUGCAGCUGGGGUGAAUCAACUAUAUGAUAUAGAAAUUGACAAGGCUAACAAAAAACAUCUUCCAAUCGCUACUGGAGUCUUCUCAAUUGGAAUUGCUAAGGCUAUUGUUUGGACAGUCACAUUACUGCUUCCCUUCCUUAGGUGGAAAAGAGAUCCUAUACUCAGUGCAAUAAUCAUUGGAUUCUGGAGGGGUAUUGGUAGCAUUGUUCCUUACUUCAUACACGCUCAGAAAUAUUUAUUGGGCAAGCCAAUAACAAUCACCAAGUCUUUGGUAUUUGCUUCAGUUGUAAUGUCUCUACAUGGUAUUGCUAUCGUAACAUUCAAGGAUGUACCAGAUGUCGAUGGAGAUAAAGAAGGUGCCAUUGUCACCUCUAGCACCAAACUUGGCAAAGAAAGAGCACUCUCCCUUGGCAUUAACAUCCUUCUGAUUGCUUAUGGUCUUGGAAUGAUAAUGGGGGUUUCGUCUUCUUCAUCUUUACUGUUCAAACUUAUCACAAUACUAGGUCAUUCUGCCAUUGCUGCUGUUCUUAUGCUUCAUUCUAGGAGUGUUGAUCUUACAGAUAAAUUAUCUGCACAAUCAUUUUACAUGUUCAUUUGGAAGUUAGUUUAUGCUGAGUACCUGCUCCUUCCAUUUGUACGCUGAGAAGAAUAUCAAGUGAUGGUACAAGGUGAAGGGGUUGUUGUGUACGUCCUAAAGUCUUUAUAUUACUCCUUCCAUUUAUAUGUUGAGAAGAUUAACUGAUAAGAUUUUAAUUACUAGAGUACGCUGGAUUUUAUUAUAAAACUAUGCCUACUAGCUAGCUAGCAUAUUUAUGAUA
This is a messenger RNA of Macadamia integrifolia, 1286 nucleotides long. RefSeq names its product coumarin 8-geranyltransferase 1b, chloroplastic-like. The coding region runs from base 344 to 1111 and encodes 255 amino acids. The transcript is spliced from 12 exons. NCBI's taxonomy places the organism in Eukaryota, Viridiplantae, Streptophyta, Magnoliopsida, Proteales, Proteaceae. The record is from RefSeq and is a predicted model, not a curated record. Gene Ontology annotation, molecular function: transferase activity, transferring alkyl or aryl (other than methyl) groups. Gene Ontology annotation, cellular component: membrane.